GUCUCAUCGGGUAGUGUGGAUGUUUAGGGAUAAGCUAGGCAAAGUCUUUUGCAGUUGGGGCAAGGGGCUUUCCGAGAAGGGGAAUGUGCUUCGAUGAUUUCUUCCUUACGUAGCGUUGGGAAAUUUGGAAAGAAAGGGAGUGCAAAUUAAUAUCGAGAUGGAAUUGGCAGACAAGACAAUUGGGUUCUUGCUCUCUGUCAUCAGCUUAUCUAUAUUCACAUAUUAUACCUUUUGGGUCAUCAUUCUGCCAUUUGUGAACACUGAUCACUUCAUAUAUAAUUACUUUCUGCCGCAAGAAUUUGCUCUGAUAAUACCCGUAUAUGCGGGUGUUGCACUUCUCAGCCUCUUAUGCAUUUUUAUUGGGUCUGUGAUGCUCAAAUCAAAAAAGAAAUCCACUUGAGAUUAGUUUUGUAAUACCAUAGUUUGUAUUUUGUUUCUCAUUGUUUCAAAGCAUUUUGUAUUUUCUUACUUGAUUUCAAGAGAGUUGCAGGUUCUGAA
Molecule: messenger RNA, 498 nt
Organism: Magnolia sinica
Lineage: Eukaryota; Viridiplantae; Streptophyta; Magnoliopsida; Magnoliales; Magnoliaceae
Product: dolichol-phosphate mannose synthase subunit 2
Exons: 3
Coding region: 158-400 (80 amino acids)
Biological process (GO): GPI anchor biosynthetic process
Cellular component (GO): dolichol-phosphate-mannose synthase complex; endoplasmic reticulum membrane
Molecular function (GO): enzyme regulator activity
Source: RefSeq, a predicted model, not a curated record